Messenger RNA from Perognathus longimembris pacificus (Pacific pocket mouse), 759 nucleotides. Its product is annotated as UL16-binding protein 1-like. The coding region runs from base 1 to 759 and encodes 252 amino acids. Gene Ontology annotation, biological process: positive regulation of T cell mediated cytotoxicity; antigen processing and presentation of endogenous peptide antigen via MHC class I via ER pathway, TAP-independent; antigen processing and presentation of endogenous peptide antigen via MHC class Ib. Gene Ontology annotation, cellular component: external side of plasma membrane. The record is from RefSeq and is a predicted model, not a curated record. NCBI's taxonomy places the organism in Eukaryota, Metazoa, Chordata, Mammalia, Rodentia, Heteromyidae. The transcript is spliced from 5 exons.
AUGGCGCGGGCGCGGAUCUCCGCACGGGGCGCGUGGAUCCCGGCGCUGAUAGUGUUGCUGCUGAUCUCCGGGGAAAGGGCCGAUGCUCACUGUCUUUCCUAUGACAUCCCUAUUGUUUGGGAACAGCAGUAUUCCACUGUGAUCGGUCGAAUUAAUGAACAGAUAUUCGUUUCCUGCCACAGUAGUUGGGCCCACUGCAAACAUGAGGGUCCAUUCGGGAAGAAAGUUAUUGAAACGAAAGCAUGGGCAAAACAAUAUGAUACGGUGAUAGACAUACAGGACAGGCUCAAACCUCUACUGGCUUACAUUAAAUCGGAGAGUGCAACCACCAAGGAUCACCACACCCUACUGGUCAGAAUGUCUUGUUUCCAUAACGGUAAUGCAAAAAUCAUCGGGUCCUGGAAGUUUUUCUACAAUGGCCAGAUGUUACUCUACUUUGACUCCGACAGCCGAACAUGGGCAAAGGUACAUGCCGGACCCAGCUGGACAGAAAAGAUUUUGGAAGACCCAUCUCUAUACGACUUCCUCUACAGGACCUUAGUAGGAGACUGUCAAAGCUGGUUGGAGGAGUUUUUGGGUCCCUGGGAGGAAAUACUGCAGACCACAGCUCCACCAAUCGCAAGCAAAUCCUCAAGAAUCACACUUAGCCCCUAUGCUAUCCUGAUAGUCCUUGUCGUACCCAUCUUAUUUGUCAACCAAGCUGGCUGUAAGUAUGAGAUCCUGAACCAGCUUAGUGGCCUCUCCUCAGAGCAGAGUUAA